This is a messenger RNA of Pocillopora meandrina, 8790 nucleotides long. NCBI's taxonomy places the organism in Eukaryota, Metazoa, Cnidaria, Anthozoa, Scleractinia, Pocilloporidae. The record is from the annotation of a GenBank genome assembly.
AGUGACGUCCAGAGUGGAAGCUUAUCGCUGGUCCGGGAAAGCUCCCUGGAGUAAUAUUUGUUUUGAUUUGGUAAUUAGGUUCAAAGUACGGAUUCAACCGCGAAGGACUGGGAGUUUGAGGAGACGAUACGUUGGGCCAUACAUGACAAGAGUGAAAUGGAGGCAAAUCUGAAAGAAAAUGCCGUCGUGUGUUUUGUGCGAUGGAGAAGUCUUUGACUGUAUUGAUGGACUGUAUUACUGCCAAAGCUGUGGAACUCAGUCUCAGGUAACCACUUCAAGCUUUUCCUUUGUGUUAAAAUGUCUUUCACGAUCGAUACAAGCACUGUGUUUCACUGAGGCCCACAACUGUCACGGCAUUUACAAAUACCUCACGGCAAACUCCACGACAAAACCAAAAAGCUCCCGGCUUCUUCAGUUAGAACGGAAUUGUCCUUUUUCCUGUCUAAAUUAACCACCGCUGUAUAAGAACACAAGUGACGUAUUGGUUUAUGGUUAGCCAUGACCUAAAAUAACUUAUAAUAAAGCUCGGAUAUAACACGUACUGUCAUUGGUUGAAAGAGCGUGCUCUAUGAGAGUAUAGAGCAUAGAACUGAGCUAAAGCUGUCACGCCAUCUGCCAAAUCGUACUAUGUCCGACCUUUUCCGGGACUUCUUUCUAGCUUUUCUUUCAUUAAUAAAAGUGAAAUUUCGGAACAAGCAAGCAAAGGUUUGCAAAAAUGCCAGGCGCAGUAAUUUACGUUACUGUAACGCGAGCAGAGACAAAAAUCCUCAAAGAUAAAACAAGAUAGACAGUCCGAGUUUUUUUAACGGUUUUCACACUCAGUUAGAUUGCGAGUUUAUGUACGGUAAUAAAAAUCAAACACAGCUAACACUUGUAUAGUAUAUAAAGUUUCGAUUUCAAAUAGAAAGAAACAGGAAUUAUGAAAAAUAUAACCUGGCAUAACUGUUAAAAUUCAUACUAAUCAUGACGGUGUCAAAGACUUAAGGUCUAUCACGGCUAGCUAAUCAUGGCGAUCUUCGGUCAUCGCAGUGCAGCAAGCCUCAGGAACUAAGUCGACUACCCUUCGAGUGAAAAAAUAAGAGUUUGUCCUGGUUACCUUUCCGAUGCGUUGAGUGGAAGGCCAGAUCAGUCACUGCAACCGAGUUUUACGGCGCUGUCAUUCCGAGCGAUCUUUUUGUCUUAGUGAAUUUGGCUGUUAUUCAUUCAUAAUACACUCGCCUUGAACAAUUUGAACUUAGUCUACUUGUAAUGUGAAAUAACUUGCGUAUUUUUGUGAGCCACGAUUGGGCCGAAUUUCACUGAACAUUUCACUUUCAGAUCCUGUAUUAGAAACUAAAAAACUUCAGGCAAAAGUGUUAAAUUCGACGUGCCGAGCUAUUUUAGUUUGUAAACUAUUGCAGAAUAUGAACUUUGAUGGUUUAUGAACUUUGAUGGUUUGACAUUUUUGACAGCUUUAGUCUUGUACAGCCAAUCAGAUUAUUUGAACCAUUCUAACAGGAAUUCUGAUUGGCUUAUUGUAGCGUGCUUUAUGAGAGUAUAGAGCAUGCUGACGACACUGUUGUUCGCUUUGGAAAUAAGAUUUGUUUUGAAAAUUGAAAGUAAUUCUUGGGGAAUUUAACAGAUUCUUUAUUAUAAAACAAAUAGAAAGUUUGACUGUGCUCUGUACUGUUGUAACGCACUUAGGAAGCGGCUAGAGCACUCAAGAAGUAGGGAGAAACACUCGACUACGUCUCGUGUUUCCCCCUACACUUCUUUUGUGCUCUAGCCGCUUCUUGCGUGCUUUACAACAGAACAGAGCACAGUCAAGGCUUCUCUAUUUGUUAAAUAUCCUCAAAUUCGGGCGAAAGAUGCCUGAAAUUUAUGAAUUAAUUUUAUGUUGGUUUUCAUGGUGGCAAGGAUGUAAUUUUUUCUAAUGGCGUAAUCAAUUGGCCAGCAGGGGCAUGGGUAGGGAGUUUUCAAUCCUCAGAGGUGAGAUUUGAUAAUUAAAGUUUGCUGUUAUGGAAAAUUCACUCAUGACUAAGAGAAUAACCUGAUUGGCUUGACAAGGUAUUUUGAACAGUUAUAAUGUGCAGUAGUAAUUCUUCUUCAUUUUUAUUUUUUUUGCAUUUCAUCUCUAAUUAGGAUAUGAGAGAUGAAGAGGCAGCAAAUCCUUAUGAAGCCGGAGUUGAUAGCCGAUUGCAGGUAUCAAGGAAGGGCAAAGGUGGAAGACAGAAACAGUUUUGUGAGUCAAUUUUUCCUCCUAAUAAUAUUGUUGACUUAAAAAAAUAUUUAUUAUAAAUUAAAUGUGCAUUACUUGUUUAAUUAUAAGGUUAUGUUUUCCACUCUUUCAGUGUUUGAUAAUUCUUUGGGUUAACUAUUGAUCUUUUUGUUGUUAAUUAUGAUUUCUCCAGUUGUUUUAAGUGAUUGUCUCUUAGAGAGGAGUAGCACUUGGGCCCUGAGCUGUGUCAGUUUCAAUAAAGAGUUGUUAUUCUACGUUUUCCUCUAGGAAAAGAGAUUCUUUUUCAUUGAUUUUCUUGAGAUGUUAGCUUUGCAGAUGAUUAUUGUACUAGUUAUAAUUGCUGGCUUUUUUACUUUCCCAUAUAUUCAACAGUUGCAGAUAAAGGGAAACCUUGGUUCAUGUAUGAAGCGUAUCAGUACAUCAUUAGAGUUCAAGUGGAAUAUCUCAUAAAACUUGGAGUCAAUGAUGCAUUGAAGGUAUCUCAUUCAUUAAUGGCCUAAUAGGAGGAAAGAAAAAACUAAGGAAUUACAUAGUAUCUUCAGUUGAUUAUUGAAAAAUUGUGAAAGCUUCAAACUGAUUUUUUGAUGGGCAUUUUAUUGAUGGUUCAAAUUGAACUGAAACCUAUUUCUUCCCACUGACGUAACCAUUAACCAUUUCUUUCACAGUUCUAUUGCCUUUCUGUUUUUUUUUUUUUUUUUUCUCCUAUAUUUAAAGCUUUCUGGUGGUCAUAUGUAAGAAUACCCGAAUUUCUUACUAGGCUAUUUUUUUUUAAUUGAUAAGAGCAGUUUUUGAUUGAGUGUCAGAAAAUUAAAGUAUUUUUAAAAUCAAAACAAGCCAUCAGGGCCAAUCAAAUUUAACACCAUGGAUAAGAUUUGGAUGAUGACUCGUGUUUUGAAGUACAUAUUCAAUUUAUUUAGCCUCAAGCAUUAAAAAAUGCCAACAACCAAGUAAUAAUAGGCUACUUUAAAGUCUGGAAGCCUGAAAAGAAGGCCAAAAACAAGCCUUGAAAACAUGAGUUUCAUUUUCUCUAAAGAUAAAUUCAAUAGAGUUAUUUUCUCUUUAAAGGCUUGGCAACACCCUCAUCUCAAACAGAGGCUCAGAAAUCUUGCAAGUGGUGCACUGUUUCUAUUUCACAUCAUUCUGUUGAGUAUUAAGUGAUCAUGGAGAUAUUUUGCAGCAAAACCCAUCCAAUCCCAUGUAACUUUAAUUUCUCAUUCAAAGUCUUCUUCCUCUCCUUAGGAUGUUGUCUUCAAGCUGUGGUACAAGUAUUUGCAGGUCACUGAAAUUGCCUUCACUGGAUCUCCUCAGGGAACUGUACCAACCAAAGGUUCAAUUUUUUACCAGCGAGAUGCUAAUCUCUUAAACAGAAAUCAAAGAAAUAAGAGUGGACGCAAGAGAAAGUUGGAUCCUUCAUGGGAAUCAGAUGAUGAUGAUGAAUUAGAACUGUGUUCACACUUUAGCGAUGAGGAAUUUUACGAUGGUAGUAACAGACUUUUUUAUUGUGUUGUAUUCUAGAUUCAGCUGCAUUGAAGAUAUGAGAAUUCCUCCCAUUUAAUCCAUGACCAAGAAAUUGGAUAGCCCAGAAGUGGAUUGGAUAGCCCAGUAGUCAAUGUCACAUUGAAGAUUUCACCAGAAGCCAUUGAGAACUCAGUGUACUCAUUUGCAAAAAUUUGUAGAUCUUCUAUUGACUUAACAGUUCGUGAAUGUUACUCACAGGGUUGCCAUGGUUACCAGCAGACCCAAAAGCAGUUCUUGAUUCUGCUAACCUGUCAGCCCCCCCCCACCCCACCCCCCAUGUUCAUCUACUGUCAAUGGAUGACUUAGAUGAUACAUUUGAAAUUAACAUCUAGUACCUCACCAGUAUUUUACUUUUUCAUACUUUUUCCUUACACUCCAGGUGAUGAUCCUUCAGAAGCAUUGCCAAAACAUGACAAUGAUGCUGAUGAUUUGAAUCCAGGUGAUGACUGGACUUCUCUCUGCCACAAUAAAGAGAUGGAUGUUGAUGAUGUCUCAGACAGUAGUGAAGAUGAAUUUAUUGGUUCCAUGACUUGCCGUCAAACAAAAAAAAGAGGAGUGUUGUGCGGGCAUGUUACCCUUCAGUCCACCUUAGCAUUUUGUUAUCUUGGCUUGCUGUGGAUAGAUGAACCAGUUUUUAUCAGCGACUUGGUGAGGUAGGUGUGAAGGGUGAUGUUCUUUCUUGUCUUUGAGUGUUUGCUGAUCACAAAUGAUUUUAAUCCGACUUCAUUCUCACAACAAAGACUAUGAGUAGUCCUUCCUUUCUGACCAAAUUGGUUGCAAAAGUUAAAAAAAUUUGCAAAAACAAAAUUGAUGUUUGCACAGUGUGCCUCACUCCCAGAGUGUUAACAUCAAUUUUGUGUUAGCUGAUUUUUUAAUUUUUGUUUUUUUAACUUGUUGCACAGAUUUCACCAAAAAGGAGGGACUACUACUCAUUUAUUUAACAUGAGACUUGAAUGCCUCUAGAAGUUUAAUUUGCAUUGCUUUUAAAUUAGGUAGGUUCAUGUAUUGAAAACUUAGACAUAAAACUUAAACAUAAAACUUAAACUUAAACAUAAGUGUAGGGUGUCAUUUUUGUUACUCUCAUGUUCUUGUGAUUGCUUUAAGAUUUGGAAAUUUCUUUACAGUCAUAAUUUUUGAAAAAAAAAUUUGCAAAUUAUCAUAACUUAAAAAUAUUUUCAAACCAACCAACUCAAAUGAAGAAGGACUUUCAGUGUACCUGUAUUAUUUACCAGAUGGGCCAAACAAGGACAGUUUCCAUACUUCCAAACAACAAGACACAUCCCUGGGCACAUGAAGUUUGGUUCUGGUGAUUUUAGCUGUUUAUGUCCAGUCAUGUAAGUGAACUUCCAAGAUCAGUUUCUUCACUUUCUUCAUUUUGAUAUUUUAGUUUUUGUAAGUUGUUAAACUGAGAUGUCAACACUAAAAAGAAUGAAAAAUUACUUGUCUGAUGAAAGUAUGAAAACAAAGUCAGGCCAUUUUUCAGGUGGUUGGGUCUUUCUUUCAAACUGUAUUAUAAAUCUUUAUCUCACUAGUUAUUCAAAUUCAUUUACCAGAGUUCCACCAGUAUCGUCCAUUCUUCGACAUGCAUCAAGGAUUGCAAAACUAUUACAACUUCCGUGUUUUCCAGAACCUAAAUUAUCCACCUACACUGCACGUUUUAUCACAGAUCUGCAUCUCCCAGGUAAGAAACAGCUGUAGGAUAAAUUUCACUGCAACCAGACUCUAUGAUAUUUCAUAAUCAACGCAAGAGGCUCAGCCGAAGGUAAUUUGAAAAAUUCCUUGUUCAUUCUAAGACCAGCACGUGGGGGAGCGGAGAGCUCUUGCCUCCCACCCGGGGUUUUGAAAACGAUACAAAAUAAUUACCAGUCAAAGAAACAAAAUCAACUGGUUAGGGUAUUAGAAACUGCUUCUCUAAUGUAUAAAUUUUGAGUUAAAAAUAUGGUCUCGGACCCGUAAAGCUCUUCUGUUUUCAUUCAAGAUGGAUGUUUCAAAAGUUUUAAGAAUUAUACAUUAAGACCAUCAGCUUAAGAAACAAAAUGGACUGGUUAGAGUGCUAUAACCUGCUUCUCUAUUUCCAAAAUUUUGAUUUUGAAAUAUGGCUUCGUGCCCGAUAAGUUGCCAAAACGUUCAAGAAGUGGGCCCCUAGCGUCACAUGGGGUUGAGUUUUUUGUGGCUUCUCGUCGUUGCUCCGGGGGUUUCUCUUAAGGUCCUCCGGUUUUCCUCCCCCUCAAAAUCAACAUUUCCAAAUUCCAAUUCGAUCUGGAAACAGUGGACAACGUGAGCCAACUUGUGAAAUGUCUAUAGGUAAAUUCCCUUUGUUCCCAUUUGAUUUGUAACCAGUAGAAAACUGAGCUCUCUGUCUACGAUAGCCCUUCGUCAAUCGCUUUGACGAAGGGCUAACGCUCGAAACGUCAGCUUUUUUACCCUUUACGGUGGCCAAUUUGCGUUUUCAACUCAGUUGUUAACACUAAAUUACCUGCCAUACUCUCCCACCGACCCAGCACCACAGUUUCUUUAGAAACUUAACCCCUUUAUUUUUAUGUUUUAUAACAGGUUUUCUUCAUGGUGUAGUGCGCAAACUAGCAGAAAAGGUGAAAGUUAAAACCAAAAUCCACCCAGCUCUCCAGACCUCCAUUCCAAAUCUUGAAGCUGGUGCUAUGGCUUUCAUUGUUGUUGCCUUGAAACUCUGCUAUGGAAUUGACGACAAAACAGAAAAGUAAGCACAAAUAAAACUAAAUAAUUUGUAAACAAAAUAUCCAAAAAAGAAAAACAAAAAACAAAGAUUGAAGCUACAAGGUAGGCAUGCAUAGAGUUAACUUAUCGAGGAUCAAAUUAGUGAUUCCAGUUUUUAGUUUGGCGACUGUGCUGGCAAUAGGCAAAUUGAAAUCCAUUUGGUUUAUUUGGUCACAGCUGCUACGUGAAAUGGGGCUAUAGUUACUGCGUUAAUAGAAAAUAUGUAAAAUAAAAUAACAGUUGGGAAAAGGAAAACUCGAGACUUUUGUAGCACAACGCUUAAUUGAUGGCAAGUAUCCUGUUGAAUUACCAUUUUUGUCAUGCUUCAUAAAAGCAAAAAAAAGUAACACGCUUUUAAAACACUCGUGGCAUACCGACUUGUGCAGUUGUUUAACACUUACAAUUUGAUUCUGACAGCCCGUACUGUUAAAAUUUUUUUUACAUGCACAGACGUUUGAAUGCUGUGUGGAGUGUGAUUAUUUCAGGCCUUAUCUGAUCCUUUGACCUUUAAGAGUGAUUAACAUCUAAUUUCCCCUUACCAUAUCACUGCUGAAUCAAACAUUAGGGUCACAAGAAUUAAGAAAUGAUCACAAAGUUGAUUGUUAAAUAAACUCUCCUUGUCAGUACCUUAGGAAAUGUAUAGAGAACAGUAUGGAGAAGAUAUUAUAAAAUAAUUCAAAUAGUACGUGCGCUCUGAUUGGCCAUAAAACCAUUUUACAUGAGCGUAUGUAAACACGGUUUUCGUUCCUCUUUCAUUAGUUAUUUUAUAAAAGAAAUGUAAAAUGGUUUCCGUGUUUACAUAGCCUGAUGUAAACACUUGGGAGGUUGGGAGAACACUCGAUAAGCUGGAAACCGCUCCGCUUCGCGUCGUGGUUUCCUACGCUUAUCUCGUGUUCUCCCAACCUCCCGCGUGUUUACAUCAGAAUAUGCAAACACGGAAACCAUUUUACAUUUCUUCAUUGAUAUUGACUGACUGAUAUUGGGGUGUAGAGGGUCAAUAUACUUUGUAAAUCCUGACUCGUAGGGAACAGGAAGAAAAAGCCACACCCAUGGAAUCAAGCUCAAAAGAAGGAACUUGUCACACAAUUCCCCUGUUCACUGAUUGGCUGAAAAGCUGGAAACAUUGCGAAGCCAAGAAAUUUCAUAAUGGUAUUCCUUGGACAGAUGAACAGUUUAAACUUGUUGGUGACCCUACGUCAUACAGCGCGUUUUGUAAAUCGGACAUUUCUGGUUCGUGGGAGCCAGCCGACCGCGUUUACACCGGAAGUCAACAGAAAAAUUUGCGCGCGAACCGAAUCACGAACGAGGAGAGCCAGAGCAGGUAUGCACAACUGUUCAAGAGCUUAAUGACACGACAACGGGACGAGGAUUUCAGUAGUACGGACACGCCCCAGGUUACAAGUUUUCCCGCCACGUGCAGACAUGUGGACGACUCCGAAAGUGGCACUGAAAGUUGUUUCGACAAAAUGCGUUCGCGUGGAAUCAACGUGGAAUUUGCCCAUGGGAGUGGUUCAGUUGAGGGUAAUGAUUUGAAGUACAUUUGUUACUCAGCAGACCAUGCUGAUCAGGACACUUAUUUUCAUAGUUCGUACAGAGAGCUGUUGGGUGUUUUGGCAGACCGCAUAGAAAUGAGGCCUGCAGAUGUGCAAACUAAAGUCCGCAAACUAGAAAAGGCUUUGUUUUUUAAACAAAAUCUUAUUAAUGGAGUGUUGUGAUCGACUCGAACUGUGGCAGCGUUUAAUCAACAGAAGAGUACUUAUCAUUUAGUAAAUCUGUUCUUUCCAAAGCAGGGAGACUUCUUCUUAGGGAGGUUGGCACUUGUUUUUCCAUUUUUUACUCUACUAAUAUUCAUCUUGAGCUAUUUAUCCAUUGGUUUGUCUAUUGAUGUAAGUCUCGUCUGGUAAACUCUUCUCGCGAACCUUUUGGAAAUUUCAAAAUUUGAGACGAGUGACUUUCUUUUUUGCCUUAAAUGAUAUUCUUAGAAUAAGAAAUUUAUUAUGUGAAGAUGUUUCUAUUUUUUUCCUUUUCUUCUUUCUUUCUUUCUUUGUUCAGAAAUCUCGAGCCACCCUCCUAAUCAAUCAGAUGCUAAGUCAAGAUAAAAAAAACGACUUACGUUUUUCGGCGCCAACACUCCUUUAUUUUGACUGGUCAUCGAGAUUACUUUACUGGUUUUUCGAGUUAGGACACUUAAGCCCAACGCCUGCGGAAGCAGUUUGACAAAUCUGAUAAAGUCAGAAAUAUCACCCCGCUCCAAACAAAUCGUUGUCUGAUACGUAGCUGCUUCGUGAACAUUGUCACUUAAAUACCAUGAGAACAAAGAC